Messenger RNA from Ahaetulla prasina, 1117 nucleotides. RefSeq lists its product as uncharacterized. The record is from RefSeq and is a predicted model, not a curated record. Lineage: Eukaryota; Metazoa; Chordata; Lepidosauria; Squamata; Colubridae. The coding region runs from base 63 to 875 and encodes 270 amino acids. The transcript is spliced from 2 exons.
UGUCAUGCCUUUUGUGUCCUGUUGAGCAUAACAUUACAGGUCAGAGACCAACUGCUGGAGAGAUGGAGAGAAUUUUGGAAAAGUUAUCUAAUAUGGACAAGAAAUUGGAUGAAAUAAGAGCAGAAAUUGUGACUAUCCAAAAGGAUUUAAAGGAUACUCAACAAGUUUCAGCAGAAAACAAGCAGAAAGUGGAAGGUUUGGAGGGUGAGAUGCGGGCAGUGCAGAAAAGAGAGGAGACGACAGGCAAUGCUGUGCUUGGACUACAGAUGGAUAAAAUGUCUUAUUUCCUUAGGUUUCAAAAUUUGGAAGAAGUGGACCAAGAAGACUUGAGAGAUGUUGUGACUAAAUUGUUGGGAGAAUUUCUUGGGAGAGGUGUUGAUUUCAUGAAUUGGGAUGUGGAUCGAGUUUAUAGAGUUAAUUCGCAAUAUGCACGCACGCAUGCAGUUCCCAGAGAGGUUCAUGUCAAAUUUGUGAGAAGAGAGACGAGAGAUGAAAUUCUUAGAAAACAUAGGAGUGGGGCACUGAUUUACAGGGGCAGGGAGAUAGCCAUUCUGAGGCAGAUUCCCAGACAGGUACGUGAAAAAAGAAAGAAAUAUUAUUUUUUGUCAAGCAAAUUGUACCAGAAGGGAGUGGGCUUCAGAUGGCUGAUGCCAGAGGGAUUGAUGAUUUUCCGGGAGGGCAUUACGAAAAAAAUCAGUACAAUUGCGGAGGCUACGGCCUAUGUGGAGGAACACAAAGCCCUCCUGGAAUCAGAUGACCCAGGAAUUGAAGAAGGGGAGGUUAUAGAUCAUGGGGCGGAAGCGGCUGCCGCUGUUGUGGCCCUGGAGUUGGGUCAGGCUGAACCCAGAGUUCUGAGAUACAAAACUAGGAAGUGAUAAAGAUAUUUGGGAUUGUGUUGGUUUUCCUUAUUCUCUUUUGUACGAUAUUCUGUUUAUUCUUGACUCUUCUUUAUUACGUAUUUAAAAUUUGUAAACUUAGCUACUUCGUGUCACCUGCUUGCCAUAUGGCUGUUGUAUGUGUUAAAAAAUUUGAGUAAAAUUCUUAUUUUAGAUAAGAAAAAUGAAAAUUUACCAUACCUGAUAUGUAUUUGUAUAAACCUUUUUUUGACUAAUAAAAA